This is a messenger RNA of Eptesicus fuscus (big brown bat), 1828 nucleotides long. RefSeq names its product cortexin 3 (gene CTXN3). Lineage: Eukaryota; Metazoa; Chordata; Mammalia; Chiroptera; Vespertilionidae. The transcript has 5 exons. Bases 808 to 1053 code for a protein of 81 amino acids. The record is from RefSeq and is a predicted model, not a curated record.
UACACCGAGACAGGGUCUUCCACCUACCAGCACCAUCUGCCGAGAAGCACAGAGGAUGCCAACACACUGCUAGGAUACUGCCUCUACUCACUGAAGCAGAAUCCUCGGAGGAGUUGCUGAGGCAGAACUGAAAUCAUGGCUCGCCUCAGAGAAGCAGCCGCGUUGGCCGCUAAUGAUGCCUCACCCAGAAAGACGAUGCUCCUUUAACUCCAGGCUUUUAAUGGGAAGUUUCUAAGCCUGAAACAACAGCUUUAGAUCUGGGGUGUGCCGCCAGCUGCGUGCGGCUCCCACUGUCUCCUGCUCUAACACAGCCGGGUCGGGAGAAUGGAAACUAAAGAAGCUUGUAACUACCUGUAACUGUUCCACCAGGAAAUGGAUCAAGUGUUUGUUCAGCCAGACUCAGGAUCGCAACUCAGCAACUCAUAAUGAUAGUGCUGACUGUCCCCCGUGUCCCCGGGCGAUGAGCAGUGUGCCGCCUUAGCCCUGCGAGUAUCCGCAGGCACUCCUUCUCACUUGGAAACCCGGACCCUGAAGUUUGAAUCCAGUUCCCUGGACUGAAAGGGGCUAGAGAUUUGAGUCAGCCUCUGUUGAAAGAGGCAAAGAUCCCAGAACAGCAAGAAUUCCUCAAGGAGCCUGCUUUUGACUGAGGGGAAGGAGAUGAACCCCGUGGAGACCUGUCCUGUAACAGGUGCUGCCGCAGAGACGCAGAGAACUCAGCCUCUCCCAGGUGCAAACACCAUGAUCUCAGCAGACUGACGAUGGAAGGAGAGGACACUGGGCGAUCCUGCGCUCGGGUUUCCCUGGACAAUGGAUGGAGGACAGCCCGUCCCUUCGCCCCCAGUGCCCUUUGGGAACACACUGUCAGAUUCUAGCAUGUCUCUGGAGCAAAAAACCACAUUUGCUUUUGUGAUUUUGCUGUUUAUUUUCUUGGGUGUCCUCAUCGUCAGGUGCUUCCGGAUUCUUCUGGACCCAUAUCGGAGCAUGCCAACCUCGACGUGGACUGACGGACUGGAAGGCCUGGAGAAAGGGCAGUUUGACCAUGCCCUUGCUUAGCAGGGCGAGAGCAGGACCCCCUACUGAGGAGGGGAACUGCUUCAUGUCUUGGCAAGGAACUCUCUAUCGUCAAUGUUCUCAACAAAUAAUCAAGUUUUAGUGACAUCUGGUCCUAAGACCACAACCCAUUUCUCAGUAAACAUGCUGUUGGGUUAAGACAUUUGAGCAUAUUGGAAAUGGAGACUUAUAUUACCAACCCAAAAUAGAAAGGUUUCAAUUUCUGUGUUUACUCAAUGAAUGAAUGUUGUCCCAUGUGGGAUGGUGAAACCAAGAGCAUCGAUGCUGACAUAAACUUUGCCAUAAAACUUUGAAGCACUAUCCGACCUGAUCAGAGAAUAAAGACUAGAAAGGGUCGGACCUGAAUCUGGUGACAGGGCCAAGAAGAGGCUUCCUUGCUUUAAUCGUGUCCCUCACAUUAUUUUAUUUUCAUGGACAUCAGGGUCCCAGGCAGAGAGUGAGGAAGAUUAUGCUGAGUGGACCAAAGGCAGGUACUUGUUUUUGCCUAAAGCAAGGAGUAUGGGGAGGCCAUGGGAGGGCUGAGAAGACCUGGUUCCAUCCUGGGAAAAUAUUGAGGAUGAUAUUUUAUUUUUAAAAUAAAACUGAGUUCAAAGGCUUAUAGAGGUUUAAAACUAUUUACCAGGCCAGGUACAUUCUAUAUAUUCAUAUUAAUAACAUGUAUAGAGGUAGCUAUACAUAACCUGAAUUUACUUUCUUUAUACAAAUAACUGAAAUAAUAGGUUAGAAGGGCAGCUUCAAGUUGUGGGGGUUUUGUGUG